AUGAACGCCGCGUUCAAUCCGCUAGCUAUGCUAGCAGAAAGGGUCUGCGGUCCCAUUUACAACGCUAUCGAUACAGGCAACAAUGUACUUGCUGUGAGACAUGCUGAUAAGGUGCUGCAGUCUCAGCCGGAUCUGGCGCUUGCUUCCGCACUCAAAGCGCUCGCACUGGUACGCUCAUCGAAACGCGCCGAAGCCGACCAGAUCUGCACAAAGCUGGUAAAGAGAGGCUUGCGGAAGGGCGAAGAAAACGCUCUGACACCACUGAUCUGGACAUUGGGUCGACUGGGUCGUACCGAUGACGAAAUCACUCUUCUGGAAGCUGCGGUCAAGGCUAGCCCCAACGACGAGUCCUUAGCUCGCCAGGCUUUCUUUGCUUUCAUCAAGAACAAAGCGUUUCAAAAAGCGCAGCAGCUGGCGCUCAAGAUGCACAAGUCGUUUACCGGUCGCAACCGAGCUCAAGGAAGGUUUGUGGAAGAGUAUUUUUGGUGGUCUAUCCUAUCUUAUCUGCUGCUCGCUAGGGAUCCCAAGGCGCCAGGUGCAGCUCUGGCACUACCGCUCAGCCAAAGGAUGAUCGAAAAGCAGAUUGAAUCCAAGCCGCUGGGCUUGAACGACGAAGAAGCGCUUUGUCUGUUGCUGCAAGUGCUCAUUCGACAAGGCAAGAAGCAAGACGCUUUCGAUUUGGUCGCUGCUCAAGACUCUGUUGGACAUAAGCUGUGCGACCGCAACCUUGGCUUGGAAUUCACCCGAACCGAUUUGGCUCAGGAUCUGCAGAACUGGAGAUACGUGGAAGCAAGCUGUUGGAAGCGUAUCGACGGUGGCAGUCGGAACUGGGCGCAUUUCAGCGGCUACUUGGACGCGGCCGAGAAGCUAGGCAAGGAUCACCUCGUGGCAGCUCAGAAGAAGAUCAACGUGCUUUUGAGCAUCAAGGGUGCUACAAAGGAUCGUUCGGUGCGGCUUGCCGAGCUGGAAGUUGUACGCAAGCGUUGGAACAUGGGCGACCAGGAUGCCGAGCCACAGCUUGAGGCCAAGUUGGUCUCUUACUUUGACCAGUUUGCGAGCAAAGCGUGCUGUCACGAAGAUCUUGUUGUGUAUCUCGGUGUGCUCGGCGCGGAAUCGCGAGCAAGGCUGACUGAAAAGAUCAAGAGCAAAGCACGAAGUUUGCCGAUCAAGAACGAGCUGGAUCUGAGGACCAACAUCUCGAUCGUCAAGAUCACACGAACAAUCCAACCUGCAAUCACUAUGACGGAGGAAAGCGAAGCCACUCUUGCGACUGAACUGUUGCAACAGUACCUGGACGGUCUGUCGGUAGGAGCAUCGUUGCCGGAUACGGAAAUGCAGCCUGCCGAUGACCUUGCACUUGUGGGCGUGCAAGCAUUGCUCUCGGCAUACCGGCUGUCGCACGGCAAGCUCGUGUACCUGUAUCAAACCAUUGCGUUGCUUGAAUUUGCCCUGACAAAAAGCAACAAGGGGUAUCAGCUACGAAUGCUGCUCAUCCGUAGCUAUAUUCUUGCAGGCGCGUUUGAUCGCGCUUCGGUUCAUUACGGCCUGCUUGGACUGAAAAGUGUACAGGCGGACACGCUGUCACACCUGAUCAGUGAGCGUUGCUCGUGCUUCUCUUCGGUGUGCUCGAGCAGCACAGAUGCGGACGAGGGACUAUACAAAACAAUUGUCCGCACACUGUCGACAUCGCAAGCAAUCUACGAAGAGAACUCGACGUCUACACCAGACAUGAUUUCCAAAGCAUUGGAGCACGGUAUCUACUCUCGCGUCGAGGAGUUUGUCGAAUUUGGCGAUGCGUUAGAGAGAUCGUUUCAGCGACAGGUGUUGCGGUUGGAAGAGUCGCGUUCGCAUUUCAUGAAUCGACGAAACUUGCGGAACGAGCAAGAGAGGAAACAGUUCGAAGCUGGCAUUGCCAAGGCGGUCGAAGCUGUCAAGCGGGAUGGGGAGAAGGGACUGUCGGACCAGAGAGAUUUCGCGGUGCUUGUCAACUAUCAGCCGCUGGAUACGCCGAAUGUCGAGGAGCUGACACAGGUGGGUGCGCGUAAGGAUGCGGGGUGGGUGCGGAGUAUUGCUUGGACGCUGUCGACAGAGAGCGGGUCGGUGGAAGAGACCGACUUACAGAGCCUGACAGCUCAAGAAAGGGCGCUAGUUGCUGUCACUCAAAGUGCACGUUCGGGGACGCUGGAUCCGACAAGGCUGACACAGAUGCUGGAAUCGACCAAGAGUACCGUCCGAUCGCUCAUGGAGUUGGCGAGUAAUUCGGCGAGUCAAACUGGCACGAUCCGACCAGUGGAUGCGGUACAUGAAGUGGCGCUAACACUGGAAGCCAUCUACCACACGCACUCGAAACUGGACGAUGAAUCAAAGUCAACGUGCAAAACACACCUGGCAGAAAUGGCUACGCUUGUCAACCACCUCUCUAGAGCAAGCGAGGCAGUAGGAUCACCGACAGUUCUUCAAGGUGGUUUCGCGUCGUUGGGUAAGGACAAAGUGGAACAGAUGCUGAAGAGCACUUGCGACAAUGUGGCUCACAGCUUGACCAAGGUGUUUGGCAACUUGAGGGAUGCUCUACGAGAUGCCUUGUGA
Molecule: messenger RNA, 2586 nt
Organism: Mycosarcoma maydis (corn smut)
Lineage: Eukaryota; Fungi; Basidiomycota; Ustilaginomycetes; Ustilaginales
Exons: 1
Coding region: 1-2586 (861 amino acids)
Biological process (GO): N-terminal peptidyl-methionine acetylation
Cellular component (GO): NatB complex; cytoplasm
Molecular function (GO): protein-N-terminal amino-acid acetyltransferase activity; protein binding
Source: RefSeq, a predicted model, not a curated record